Cuscuta campestris is the source of this 2004-nucleotide messenger RNA. The record is from the annotation of a GenBank genome assembly. NCBI's taxonomy places the organism in Eukaryota, Viridiplantae, Streptophyta, Magnoliopsida, Solanales, Convolvulaceae.
CUCAGAUAAUAAGAGCAUCCAUCCCCUACCCCUUUCCCCUUCCCCCCUGAAAGUCUCUAACAGCUAUGGCGAUUCUCCCAGUUCCCUCAGCUACGUUCUGUACUUCAACUGCCGCUACUGUUAUUCCUAGGAAUUCACAUGCCUUUCCUUCUAACUCUCCGGCUGCUCUUUCUUGUUCAUCAUCAACGGCCCAGUCUAUUGCCGCGAAGCACUGCCGGAGAAUCCGCUUAGCCAUCUUCUGCGCGCAGAGGGCCAGUGGUAUGAAUGAAAUGUUGAAGGAGGAUAAGGCAUCUAGUUCCGAUUCGGCUGCUUCUACCUCUGCCGUAUCCCCUGCCGGAAACCACGAACUUCUCACAUUCUUUGGUGCUCGGACGGAAGAAGACCUACUUUCUGGUGUCCGGAGGGAAGCCGUUGACGGAGGCCUUCCACAGAGUGUUGCUCGGGGAAUGGAAGAACUUUAUGAAAAUUAUCGAAAUGCAGUUUUCCAAAGUGGGGUUCCUAAAGCAGAAGAGAUUGUCUUAUCCAACAUGGCGACUGUGUUCGACCGCAUUAUCUUGGAUGUGAAGGAUCCAUUUGAAUUCUCACCUCAUCACAGAGCCAUUCGAGAACCAUUUGACUACUACAUGUUUGUUCAAAAUUAUAUCCGUCCUUUGAUUGACUUCAGGAGAUCUUAUGUUGGAAAUACAUCACUUUUCAAUGAAAUGGAAGAUAAACUUAAGCAGGGUGAGAAUAUCAUUUUGAUUUCUAAUCAUCAAACGGAAGCUGAUCCAGCAGUUAUUGCAUUGUUGCUGGAGUCAACACACCCUUAUCUUGCUGAAAAUAUGAUAUAUGUGGCAGGAGAUAGAGUCCUUGUUGAUCCCCUUUGCAAACCAUUUAGUAUGGGGAGGAAUCUCCUGUGUGUGUAUUCGAAGAAGCAUAUGUAUGAUUUUCCUGAACAGGUUGAAAUGAAAUUGAAAGCUAACACAAGAAGCUUGAAGGAGAUGGCAGUGCUUUUAAGGGGCGGAUCAAACAUAAUAUGGAUUGCAGCAAGUGGUGGGAGAGAUCGACCAGACCACGUCUCUCGAGAAUGGUGCCCUGCACCAUUUGAUCCUUUGUCAGUGGAUAAUAUGAGAAGGCUUGUAGAACAUGCUGGUGUUACUGGGAAUAUAUAUCCAUUAGCAAUAUUAUGUUAUAACAUUAUGCCACCACCUCUGCAGGUUGAGAAAGAAGUUGGGGAGAAACGACUGAUAUCCUUUCAUGGAGUGGGAUUAUCUGUGGCCCCCAAAGUGGAUUUUCAUGCAGUCUCUGCUGCCACUAAAGACCCAGAGGAGGCUAAGGUUGUGUACUGCAGUGGCCUUUUUGAUUCAGUGAACCAGCAAUACAACGUGUUAAAAUCGGCGAUUCAUGGGAACCAAGGGCUGAAGGCAUCUACACCUACUGUGUCAUUGUCACAACCAUGGCAGUCGUAGUUUAGCAACAUCUACCUCUCAUAUCAGGUGUCACAUCAUAUCUAGAGUUUCUCCAUUUAGAUUUGCGGCGCUCGAGCACAACUGGGUACUAUGCUGAGUCAAUGGAUGUUUUGUCUGAAGCUUCAUUUCAUCCGGUUGUAGCUGUAAAAAAGAUGCAACUCAGUGGCAGUUACAUUUUGCCCUAUGCAUCAGAUGUGUUCAUGUACAAAUUAUAGUAUGCUGAGCAAAUUGAAGUUUUGUCAAAGGCUCAAAGCUCUCUAAUUGACAGGCAAUUAGUGUAUCAUUUAGCUAGCAACUUAUGAUUUGCUGCUGUUUUUUAACCAUCAGUCCUUGAGCCAGUAGAAGUCUUCCAGAACCUAUCUCUACCUUUUAUAGGUCAGCGCAAGGUCCCUCUCCGGAUUCCACUCGUGGGAAUUUACAGGGUAGGUUGUUGCUUUGUUCAUGUGUGGUCUUCGAAAACUUAGUGUUCUAGAAUUGAUCAUCUUGGGCAUUGUUGUGAUGAUUAGUAAACCAUGCCUUGAGUUUCCCACUCUUUCAAGAAAGCGACAUUGGUUUA